AUGGCCAAGAAAUGUGAAGGGCUUGCAAUAGGAAUUGACCUAGGCACGACUUACUCAUGUGUUGGAGUGUGGCAAGAACAAAACGACCGUGUUGAAAUCAUACACAAUGAUCAAGGAAACAAAACUACACCUUCUUGUGUUGCUUUUACCAACACUCAAAGAUUGAUCGGUGACGCCGCCAAAAAUCAAGCUUCCUCUAACCCAACCAACACUGUCUUUGAUGCAAAGAGGUUGAUUGGAAGGAAAUAUAGUGAUUCUGUUAUUCAGAAUGACAUACAGUUGUGGCCAUUCAAGGUAGAAGCUGAUGCUAAUGAUAAACCUGUGAUUGUUGUUACGAGCAAGGGUGAAGAGAAGAAAUUUUUUGCUGAAGAAAUAUCAUCUAUGGUCCUCACUAAGAUGCGGGAGAUUGGAGAGGUGUUUUUGGAGUCAUCGGUUAAAAAUGCUGUUAUUACUGUACCUGCUUAUUUCAAUGAUUCACAGCGAAGAGCCACCAAAGAUGCUGGUGUCAUUGCUGGUCUCAAUGUAUUAAGGAUUAUCAAUGAACCUACUGCUGCUGCACUUGCAUAUGGCUUUCAAAAGAGAGCUAAUUGUGUUGAAGAGAGAAAGAUUUUCAUAUUUGAUCUUGGUGGUGGAACUUUUGAUGUGUCUCUUCUUACCUUGAAGAAUAAUGUCUUUAAAGUAAUGGCCACUGCCGGAGACACUCAUCUUGGAGGAGAAGACUUUGAUAAUCGAAUGGUGAAUCAUUUUGUGAAUGAGUUGAAGAGGAAAAACAAAGUUGACAUUAGUGGAUACUCAAAAGCCCUGAGAAAGCUGAGAACUGCUUGCGAGAGGGCAAAAAGGGGACUUUCUUACGACACAGAGGCCACAAUUGACAUAGAUGGUAUAUGCCAGGGUAUUGAUUUCUGUUCAUCAAUCACGCGAGCUAAGUUUGAGCAACUCAACAUGGACCUCUUUGAAAAUUGUAUGGAGACUGUUAAGAGAUGUUUUAAUGAUGCUAAGAUGGAUAAAAGUAGUAUUGAUGAUGUUGUACUUGUUGGCGGCUCUUCUAGAAUUCCCAAAGUGCAGAAUCUAUUGCAAAGCUUUUUCAUAGGUAAGGAUAUUUUUAAGAGCAUCAACCCUGAUGAGGCUGUUGCUUAUGGUGCUGCUGUCCAGGCUGCUUUGUUGAGUGGAGGCAUUAAGACUGUUCCGAAUUUGAUACUACAAGAUGUUAUACCUUUGUCUCUUGGUACUUCAAAAAGAGGAGAUAUCAUGAGUGUAAUGACUCCAAGGAACACUUCCAUUCCUUUCAAGAAGACAAAAAGAUUCUUUACUUGUAGUGAUAACCAAACCACUGUCAUGAAUAAAGUUUAUGAGGGUGAGAGAUUAAUAGCCAGUAAGAACAAUUUGUUGGGUUUUUUUAGGAUCUCCGUUCUUCCUGCACCUCGAGGCCUUCCUCACAAAGUAUGUUUUGCAAUAGAUGUUGAUGGUAUUUUGAAUGUCUCAUGUGAAGAUGAAACCUCUGGGAAUAAGAAAGAAAUUACAAUUACUAAUGAAAAUGGAAGACUAUCAACGGAUGAAAUUCAGAGAAUGAUUCAAGAAGCUGAGUAUUUCAAGGCUGAAGACAUGAAGUUCAAGAAGAAAGUUGAUACAAUAAAUGCUUUGGACGACUAUGUUUACAAUGUGAAAAAAACCAUGAAGGAUAAGAGUUAUAUGAUUCCCAUAAAAAGGAAAAAUGAGAUCACUUCUCUAAUAGCAAAAUGUGAACAUUUGCUUGAUGGUGACAAGAAGGAAGAAACCUAUGUGUUUGUGGGCAUGUUGAAGGAGCUUGAGAGCAUAUCUGAAUCCGCUUUUGGGCACAUUAAAAAAUGGGUAGGUUGAUAAAAGUAACUCAUUUGGAUUUUAAUUAGUUCUCCUAAUUGUUUGCUCAUUUGCUUUGUAUCUUUGUCUUUAAUUGGGGACCUGCUUUUA
Messenger RNA from Vicia villosa (hairy vetch), 1947 nucleotides. Its product is annotated as heat shock 70 kDa protein 4-like. The coding region runs from base 1 to 1857 and encodes 618 amino acids. Gene Ontology annotation, cellular component: cytoplasm. Gene Ontology annotation, biological process: protein refolding; cellular response to unfolded protein. The record is from RefSeq and is a predicted model, not a curated record. Lineage: Eukaryota; Viridiplantae; Streptophyta; Magnoliopsida; Fabales; Fabaceae. Gene Ontology annotation, molecular function: ATP-dependent protein folding chaperone; heat shock protein binding; misfolded protein binding. The transcript has 2 exons.